AGCGCCGUAACCUGCGCGGGCGCAGUUAUACAUCAGUCCACCGAAGUAUCGCAAGCCUCCUUCAGUCUCCUUCCGCCCGCCGCCGGUCUUUUUGCGCUGCAGAGUAGAGCCGUCUUUUUAUCGCAGGGAGGAACAUGUCGUCGUGCGGGCUGUGGAAUGAGAGCCUGGCCAUAGCCGAGGACUACAUUGGCCUGUGUCUCACAGCAGACCCCAGUGAGGCCCCUCUCCCUCCCAGCGAGGCGGCUGCCACCAUGAGGCGCAUGGGCCGGCACGCCGAGUCACUCUAUGAGGCCACCUUCCAGAACCUGGUGCAGACCUUCGUCCGGGGGUGCUGGCCAGACCUGUGCUCUGGUCUCAGGAGGGUGAUGCAAGAGAUGGUGAGCGAUGGAUUCCUGAACUGGGGUAGAGUGGUGUCUGUCUUCGCCUUCACGGGAGUGCUAGCCAGGAGGCUGCUGGAGGACAAUGAGGAGGAGGAGACCACCACCACCACCACCAAGUUGAGGCUGGACCUCAGCGAUUGGCCCCAAAUCUGCAGGAAGCUGGCAGAGACCAUCGCUGACUUCCUGAUCGAGGAAAAGAAGGAGUGGAUGCUGGAGAACAAUGGCUGGGAGGGUUUCUGCAAGUGGUGCAGCAGCAGUAGCAGCAGACAGUCCAGUCAGGAUGCAUAUCUUAAGACGGCGCUGUUGGCUGCGGCCGGCGUGGGCCUCGCCGGACUCACCUUCCUGCUCGCCCGCUAAACUCAUUGACAUUUCACUCAGUCUUUUCCCUGUUGUCACAACAUUUCUUUUUCUGUCAUCUCUUAACAUCAAUGCUGUGCAAUCAGGCAGUCGAAUGUUACAACUCUCUGUGUCUCUCUUUCUCUCGCUCUCUCUGUCUCACACACUCACACAGGCGUUGAUCUCUUGCUCUAUGCGAUUGUACAACUGAUCUGGAUGCCUCCUUGACACAGCGUUGAAGCCAGUGACUGGAAACACUUUGGUCAGUCAAGACUGCCUUGUCUCUGCGACAACGUGGAAAUUAAUAUAUUAUAUUUAUAUCAAAUGAAUCCCUUUUUCUAGACUGACUUUGCGUUCUUUUGGCUUGUUUUGGAAUGCGUGUGAUUGUUCGAGUGCAAUUGUGUGUGUUUGUGUCAAGCCCGGUCAGCAGGGCUGGCAUGGCCAUUUCAUGAUGGUGCUAUUUGUUUGUGAAAUGUUAUCUUUUUAUCAAUGUCUUUUUUUUUUUUUUUUAUCUUAAUGCCAGGGACCAAUGACAUUUGAGAACAAGCACCCAACAACCUAUUUUUACAUUGUUUUGGUUGUAUUUAUUUGUCACCUUUUUUUGUAAUAAAAAGUCAACCUACAGUUUU
Molecule: messenger RNA, 1345 nt
Organism: Hippocampus comes (tiger tail seahorse)
Lineage: Eukaryota; Metazoa; Chordata; Actinopteri; Syngnathiformes; Syngnathidae
Gene: bcl2l10
Product: BCL2 like 10
Exons: 3
Coding region: 135-737 (200 amino acids)
Biological process (GO): release of cytochrome c from mitochondria; extrinsic apoptotic signaling pathway in absence of ligand; intrinsic apoptotic signaling pathway in response to DNA damage
Cellular component (GO): mitochondrial outer membrane
Molecular function (GO): BH domain binding
Source: RefSeq, a predicted model, not a curated record